Molecule: messenger RNA, 3156 nt
Organism: Saccostrea echinata
Lineage: Eukaryota; Metazoa; Mollusca; Bivalvia; Ostreida; Ostreidae
Product: von Willebrand factor A domain-containing protein 7-like
Exons: 20
Coding region: 1-3156 (1051 amino acids)
Source: RefSeq, a predicted model, not a curated record
AUGAGAUUCCAUACAGUAUUGUCUUGGAUAAUGGUGUCCCUGCUUAUGGGUGUGAAGGCUUUUUAUCCAAACGUUCUUGUGCCAUUUUUGUCAAAUGAGGACUAUACACACGAAACCAUUACAGAGCAAGGGGUGUUACAGGUUUUUCAAGAAUUAUGGAAUCAAUCCUUCAGCGGCUUUUCUAGACAAAAUAGUCGAGGGCCCUUGCCACAACAUACAGUACGUGAAAUUGUGAAUUUUAUAAAUGAUAUACAUAGGAAACACCUUAGUAAACCAGAAUGGCAUUUUAGCAAUGAAAACAUAAUUGAAGCCAACCAUAAGCUGAAACGCUAUCGACAAUUGGUCUUGGAUUUACUAGGAUUGUCUGUCCCGGACUACACGGCGGCGAGGAAAUAUGUCAGCUAUUGCCUGCACCUUCUGCAGAGCUUCUACAGUAACACGAACUGGAUAGAGCUCAAUGGACAGACUAUUUACACAGAUUUAGGAUUACCCGGAAAGCAGCUACUUCCUGUUGCCACGACCGACAUGAAUACGUGUUUAAGUUGUAGUACUCAGGAGGACUUGGAUGGCUGUGCUGACAAUUUGAUAGAUAACGGGAUGGUCCUCACCAGUGGUUAUCGCUCAGAAAUCGACAGUUCUAGCGGGACAGUAACGGAAAUGGAGGUAAAGUCAGGGAAAUGUUCGCAUGGCGGCCCUUACAGUUCAUCUACGGACCAUACGGUGAGAGGAGGGAUAAAUAAAGAGACAACAGAUCCACAAUAUUCCCCUCAUUACAGCCUUCACAAAGACGCAGCUUUAGCCGCAAUAGAACACACAAGAUACUUUUUCAAUGAUAAAGAAAAUGGUUUAAUAAAACAUAUCGGCUUGUGGAAACUCAAAAAUCUUCUAGAAACAAUCAAAGAACAAACUUUGAUAUUUGUCAUAGACACGUCUCCUGAUAUGAAAAGAGAGGUUGAAUCCAUUAAGAAAGUCAUUCAGGCUGCAGUACAAGAUAUGAUGUCAUCUCGGACCAGUUAUCACUUUAUGCUGGUAACUGUUGGCAAAGUCGUCAGCAGCAUUCAAAUGGAAAAUUAUGCCAACCUUUUUGGUGUGCUGAAGGCAGUAGAUAAUAUUACAUAUGAAUCACAGCAGAACUGUCAUAAACCGAUACUACACACAAUACAGAAAGUUUCAGAUGUUGCUCCAAGGUCGUCAAGGAUGUUCGUUUUCACUGAUUCCUCUCCUGAUAAGAAAAGUUUUCAUAAAAAUGAAAUUGAAGCCAAGAAGAUAGUCAUAAAUUUUUACCUUAUGGGGUCAUGUCACCGUCGAAUAACGUCCUUUAGACAAAAUCUUUACAAUCGCUAUGGGAAAGACACUCGCCGAGGACGAAGCGCUUUCACAGUUCCUUUAAGCUUCCGGCAGAUUGCUAGUAAUUCUGGGGGACAAAUCUACACCGGAUCAGCAUCAUUAAAUCUAUUAAAUAUUGCAUCUUCUCUUGACCCUGAGGUAAAAAUUUUAAAGUUGGAUUUCCCGGGUGGACAGGAAGGUUUUAGCACCUUGACCAUUCCAUCUGAUGUUACUGUCACCAAGCUGAUCAUUCAGAUCGAUGGAAUCACAACUUUACCUUCAGCCAGAUUAAAAGAUCAAUAUGGUAAUUUAUUGAUUGCUGGAUCUAAUGGACAAACGAAUGUCACAGAAACAGAUACUGGCACCACGACCAUAAAGGAAAUCAUUAAUCCUAAACCAGGUCUUUAUUCUCUCGAAAAAAAUAUUUAUAUAUUCUGGAAGGUCGAAGUAAAGGCGGUUAGUGAAUUAGAUUUCACGGCCCAGCUCAUGAAGUCUGAUGCCAACAGUUACGCUCUGACAGAGAUAGAAGGAAGGCCAUUAGUGGGUGACAACGUAACUGUUCUAGUCACGGUAACUUUACCAGAUAACGUCACGGGUGUUUCAGACUUAGUUCUUCUGGAUGAGAAGGGAACAACUUUGACGAAUAGUAAACUACAACCGUACCCCGGACGCAAGAUUGGGGUGUAUCACUGCAACGUCAUUGUCCCAUCACUGGACUUUCAAAUAGCUAUCAGUGGAGAGGAUGGGCUUGCCACACACUUCAGAAGACUUCACACUAAACUUAUCUCCCCUGUGCUUGUCAAACUAGAGAUUCUUCCUUUUCCAAACCCCUUAUACACAGGACGAAACUUUAUAAUCCAGUACACAAUAACUAACCAAGGAGCAGGCAUUGCGGAAAUAGUAGCCACCAUUAAAGAUAGUCAACAAUUUGGUGUAAGUCCCUUCAACAGGACGCAUCAACUAGCAGCAGGUGCAAAUGUCACAGACAUGUUUGUCUUGCAUGGAGGAUCUACACCUGGAAUCACAACAUUUGUUACUGUAACAGCAGAGCCAAUAACAUCAGGGAAUUCUAAUUUUCAAUAUUCCACAUUUUCCCUAACAACAGAAGAUCCCAGUAAUAAGACUCCUGACACCACACCCCCCGAUUGCAACAUCACCAAAGUAUCCGGAAGUUGCAGUUCUGUUACCCAGUGCGAUUGCAACAUGACGUUGAUAACAACUGAGUUGGAAAUCUUUGAUGUUGGUGAGGGCAUUAAAACGAUAUCUUAUGGAGGAGCAGGGGGAACGGCGGUUAACUUCUCGUACGAUCCAUUCAUUGCAGGACUUGUUCUAAGUCAAGGAACCGUAAAAGCAAAAUUAGUGGCUGAUUGUUGUCGAGUAUCUGAAGACAUCACACUUGCGGACUGGAAAUCAACAAGUAAAUGCAAUGUUCCAAUUAACCCGUCGUGGACCCCUGGGACUUGUACAACGACACCACCACCAACCACAACAACUGAUGCCACAUCUAUCUCCAUGACAACUGAUUCCUUAACAACGGAUUCAUUAACCACUAAAUCAACCACAAGAAAUGGCCAGACAAGCGGUUCUGCUUCUAACACUGCAAGUUCUCAACCCAAUACGAGUGUAUCACACACUACCGGGAAGUCAACUACUACUUCUACUACCACAUCGGUAUUGAAUUUUAAACGUUCUUCCAAUGAAAGCGAGACAGGCCUAAGCACCACGUGGAAAAUCGUCAUAGCAACAACAGCAACAGCGGUAUCAGUGGCGGCUUUGUUUACUGGUGGCAUUCUGCUAAGAAAAAAAUUCACCGCCGUAUCGCCUGAUUGA